AUGUUAGCCAACGCCCUCGCCGUCUUUGGCCUCAUGGCCACCACCCUCACCUCCGCCGCCGUCAUCCCCCCCGUCCGCCGCGGCGAAGCCAUCGGCAUCACGCCUCACGACAAGUACUCCUCCUCCGUCGGCGUUCUCGGCUGCAAAAUCGACAUCAACCGCGUAGCCUACUGGCCGUCCUCCGUCUCCUGCAACGACAUCUGCGUCCGCGUCACCGCCAACGGCCGCUCCGUCACCCUCCUCAAGAUCGACAGCUCCACCGGCGCCCACGAUAUCAGUUACGACGCCUACGCCUAUCUCCAAAACGGCGUCGGUGCUGCCGGCGGGGCAGCCCUGGGCGGUGCCGUGGAUGCCACCUACGAGUACGUCUCGCCCGAGGAGUGCAGGCCUCUUAUCAAGACGCCUGACGGCAAACUGCCCUUCUCGGCGGCGAACUCGAUGAGCUUUGUCAACUCUUGCCAGGGCGGUAGCUGGGUUGGCAACAACUUCCAGCUUUAUAACAUUGCCGAUGCCAGGUGCCAGUGGGGCGAGGAUGUGCCCUGCAGCUUUCCCGAUUUGGCUGUUACCAACCAGCCGGAUUGUGGAGCGGGACAUAUCUUGGGUAUUCAGACGGUGUUGCCCGAGGAGUAUCCGGUGGUGGAUAUUCCUUAUCCUAACUGAGUUUGGUUCGACAUCAUGAGCCACGAAAGAUACACGGCGUCACGG
Molecule: messenger RNA, 705 nt
Organism: Neurospora tetraspora
Lineage: Eukaryota; Fungi; Ascomycota; Sordariomycetes; Sordariales; Sordariaceae
Exons: 1
Coding region: 1-660 (219 amino acids)
Source: RefSeq, a predicted model, not a curated record